UUGUGAAUCUCGUAGUUUAGUUCUGGUAAUAAAGCCACAUGUCUGGAAUAGUACAGAUAAUUACAGUAAUAAGAAACAUAAAAAUAGUACUUUGGUUCCUUCGUACUAGCUAGCACUCUAGACAUGCAAUAGCGCAAAAUGUUUUAGGUGAAGAAUAACAGAAACUAACUGUAAAUGAAAUCGAAACCACUAAAAUUACUACGGUAUAAGUGAUGUCAAGGCCACUCUGCACGUGACAUCAAUCGUGAUAUCAAUCGUGAUAUUACGUGCUAUAUAUCUAUAGUCUGCACAAAAGGUCCACCUUCCAAGAAGACGAAGCCUCCCUACAGUCGGAUUCAAAAUUUGACAAUCAUUUUGAUACCUCACAGGUAGAAUUUUGAAUUCACUUACUCAAAUGGAAGAAGAAAUAAGUAAACAGCGGAAACCUACGAAAUGUUUGACCUCGGAGCGAUUUCGUCGCUUUGUGUAUUUCAUGGCAAUAUUGAGCAUGCUCUCUUGCAUUGCCGUACUGUUUGUGUCACUGGUGUCCAUGCAAAGGCGAAUGUCUUUACUUGAAAGCAAGCUCAGUGAAAUUUCUGAAGAACUCAAACAAGUCCGGUUCAAGAAUGACGCUAAAGAAUCCUCCAGCGCUGUGCACGUAAGACAUAAGCGGAAUGCUAAUCCAACAAUGACUUUGGCUGACCUUACCAAGAGAAUUAUCGCACUGGAAAGCAGGUCCACGCUUCGAGGUCGAGACGGAAGAGAUGGAAUGCCAGGACCUCCCGGACCUGCUGGACGGGACGGUAGAGAUGGAAGAGAAGGUCCCUCGGGACCUCGAGGAAUUGCGGGACCAAAAGGUGAUGUUGGUCGAGUAGGAGGUCCUGGGCCCCAGGGACCUGCUGGACUUCAAGGAACAAUGGGACCAGAAGGACCGGGGCUGUCAGGUGUGAGUUACAACCGCUGGGGACGUACGAACUGCUCAGGAGAUGCCGUUACAGUGUACACAGGCGCAAUGGGUGGUGGAUACUACACUCACACUGGCGGUGGCACUAACUACGUCUGUCUCACCGACAAUCCCAUUUAUGACAAGUUCCAGAGUGGGUGGCAGGGUACAGCAGGAAUGUACGGUACUGAAUACCAAACAUCAUUCGCGGGCUUCACCACAGGCAGUCUUCAUCAGCAUGACGCACCGUGUGCUGUGUGCUACGUCAGAUCACGUGGGUCCCAAGUGAUGAUUCCUGGAACCAACAAGUGUCCUUCAGGUUGGACCAGAGAGUAUUAUGGGUAUCUGAUGACCUCUCACUACGACCAUGCCCAUCCUAGUGAAUUUGUGUGCGUCGACGUAGAUGCCGAGGUCUUGCCCGGGAGCCACAGAGACACAGAUGGGGCUUUGUUAUACGUAGUACAGGGUAACUGUGGGCACGCGACCUUACCAUGCAAGCCGUACAUUCAUGGAUAUGAACUGACCUGUGUUGUUUGUACUAAAUAGUUAGCUCACCAAAAUGUGAAACAAAAAUAACAUAGUCGAGCUGUAAUGGUUGUUAGUAAUAUACCAAAAUGUUACUCUCUGUAAACCAAAUUAUAAAUGUAAUUCCUUUCUAGGCUUGGCCACAGAUAAUGAAAGGAAAUGGUUAUGAAACCUCACAAGGUU
Molecule: messenger RNA, 1630 nt
Organism: Orbicella faveolata
Lineage: Eukaryota; Metazoa; Cnidaria; Anthozoa; Scleractinia; Merulinidae
Source: RefSeq, a predicted model, not a curated record